CCCUCCCUCCCUCUCUGUCUCUCCCGUGGUAGCAGGAGCAGCGCGGGCGGCGGGGCUGGAGCGUGGCUGAAGCGGCCAUUCCUACCGAGCGAGAGAGAGCGCAGCGUGUCCCCCCCACCCCGGGCUCAGUCGCGCACAGGAGAUGCCCUCGGCUACCAACAGCACCAUGGCGAGCAGCACCACCGGCAGCGCCACCGGCAAAGCGGGACCGGGCAGCGAGGCUGCCCCGGCGACGGCGGCCCCGCAGGCGGCGGCGGGUGUGAACAUCACCACGGUGCAGACCGAGGCCAUGAAGCAGAUCCUGGGGGUGAUCGACAAGAAGCUGCGCAACCUGGAGAAGAAGAAGAGCAAACUUGAUGAUUACCAGGAACGAAUGAACAAGGGAGAACGUCUGAAUCAAGAUCAACUGGAUGCAGUGUCAAAAUACCAGGAAGUGACAAAUAACCUGGAAUUUGCUAAGGAACUGCAGAGGAGUUUUAUGGCUCUGAGCCAAGAUAUCCAGAAAACAAUAAAGAAGACAGCUCGUAGGGAGCAGCUGAUGCGAGAGGAGGCUGAGCAGAAGCGUUUAAAGACGGUGCUGGAGCUGCAGUUCAUCCUGGAGAAGCUGGGGGAUGAUGAAGUGCGCAGCGACCUCAAACAAGGAUCCAGCGGGGUGCCCGUGCUGACAGAGGAGGAGCUGACCAUGCUGGAUGAGUUUUAUAAGCUGGUUUACCCUGAACGAGACAUGAACAUGAGGUUGAAUGAGCAGUAUGAACAAGCAUCUGUUCACCUGUGGGACUUACUGGAAGGGAAGGAAAAACCAGUUUGUGGAACAACCUAUAAAGCACUGAAGGAGAUUGUUGAACGGAUUCUUCAGACCAGUUACUUUGACAGCACCCACAACCACCAGAACGGGCUGUGUGAGGAAGAGGAGGCAGCACCUGCACCUGCAGUAGAAGACACUGCAGCAGAGGCUGAACCCGAUCCAGCAGAAGAAUUUACUGAGCCAACUGAAGUUGAAUCAACUGAGUAUGUAAACAGACAAUUCAUGGCAGAGACUCAGUUCAGCAGUAGUGAGAAGGAACAGGUAGAUGAGUGGACAGUUGAAACGGUUGAGGUUGUAAAUUCCCUGCAGCAGCAGACACAGGCGACGUCUCCUCCCGUCCCGGAACCUCACGCACUCACUGCUGUGGCUCAGGCAGACCCCCUGGUCAGGAGACAGCGAGUACAGGACCUCAUGGCACAGAUGCAGGGCCCCUACAACUUCAUGCAGGACUCGAUGCUGGAAUUUGAGAACCAAACGCUUGAUCCUGCCAUUGUAUCUGCACAGCCCAUGAACCCAGCACAGAGUUUGGACAUGCCCCAAAUGGUUUGCCCUCCAGUUCAUGCUGAGUCAAGACUUGCCCAGCCAACCCAAGUUCCUGUGCAACCAGAAGCUACACAGGUUCCCUUGGUUUCUUCUACAAGUGAGGGAUAUACAGCUUCCCAACCCAUGUAUCAGCCUUCUCACACAGCAGAGCAACGGCCACAGAAAGAAUCAAUUGACCAGAUUCAGGCUUCCAUGUCCCUGAAUGCAGACCAGACCCCAUCCUCAUCAUCACUUCCCACUGCAUCCCAGCCACAGGUGUUCCAGGCUGGAUCCAGCAAGCCUUUGCAUAGCAGCGGAAUCAACGUCAAUGCAGCUCCAUUCCAAUCCAUGCAAACAGUAUUCAACAUGAAUGCACCUGUUCCUCCUGUGAAUGAGCCAGAAACCCUUAAGCAGCAAAACCAGUACCAGGCCAGUUAUAACCAGAGUUUCUCCAAUCAACCUCACCAAGUAGAACAAUCAGAUCUCCAGCAAGAACAACUCCAGACAGUGGUUGGUACCUACCAUGGCUCCCCGGACCAGAGUCACCAAGUGGCAGGAAACCACCAGCAGCCUCCCCAGCAGAGCACUGGGUUUCCCAGGAACAGCCAGCCUUACUACAACAGCCGGGGGGUGUCGCGGGGGGGAUCCCGCGGGGCCCGCGGCCUCAUGAACGGCUACAGGGGCCCAGCGAACGGCUUCAGAGGGGGAUACGAUGGCUACCGUCCUUCCUUUUCCAACACUCCAAACAGUGGCUACACACAGCCCCAGUUCAAUGCUCCUCGGGAUUACUCAAACUACCAGAGGGAUGGAUAUCAGCAAAAUUUCAAACGUGGCUCUGGACAAAGUGGACCUCGGGGAGCUCCUAGAGGUCGUGGAGGGCCCCCCAGACCAAACAGAGGGAUGCCUCAGAUGAACGCUCAGCAAGUGAACUAAACACAUUCACAGGAUUCCGUUCAACGCCAAAAACACGCUGGCCAGUGUACCAUACAUGUUACCAGAAGAGUUAUUAUCUAUUUGUUCUCCCUUACAGGAAGUUUGUUGUAAAGGGACUAUUUUCAUUACCCAUAAUGACAGGACUACAGUUGCCAGCUUUAUAUUCCCUGGAUAUUGAAAGGAACGAAACAACGUUUACUCUGCAUGUUCUGUCCUAAGCAUCAUCUUGAGCCUUGCACAUGAGAUUCAGAUUCCUCACCCUUGCUAAGAAUAAAGUAAAAAAGGCAAUUUUCA
Messenger RNA from Passer domesticus (house sparrow), 2554 nucleotides. RefSeq names its product cell cycle associated protein 1 (gene CAPRIN1). Gene Ontology annotation, cellular component: cytoplasm. Gene Ontology annotation, molecular function: RNA binding. The record is from RefSeq and is a predicted model, not a curated record. The transcript has 19 exons. Lineage: Eukaryota; Metazoa; Chordata; Aves; Passeriformes; Passeridae. Bases 143 to 2260 code for a protein of 705 amino acids.